UAUUUUAUUUAUUUGGUAUAGUUCUCGCCUCUCUCUCUCUCGGUCUCUCGUCUCUCUCUCUCUGUCGGCGAUGCAGAGGCUGUCGCUAGACUCGUCAGCUUCGAAGCUCUAUAGCUAUGGAGGACGAAAGGACGAGGUCUAUAAUGUCGAUGACUUGAAGCGUAAAGAAUCGUCCUCUUCUCCUUCUUCUUCGUCCUCCGUCGAUUACGACGAUCACGAGUUCAAGGAUUCAAAGCCACGGCGAUUAUCGCUGCAAUUGCCGCUCUCGGCGUCGCACCAAAAGCAAGAGAAACUCGUUCACUUCAUUCCUGUGCUUACUCUAAUCUGUUUCGUCGUGCUCUACCUCACUUCUCAUCCUCCAUCGCAAUCAGAUUUGGCUCAGUUUAGUGGAUUCCACCAUCCAUCGAAGCAUUUAGUAGAUUCCGGCGAAAACGGCGAAGUAUCGGGACUCGUCAGGGCCAAUGUUCUGGCAAUCCGUAGUAGCAUAAGGAACUUGCAAGAAACGGAAAAAUAUCCGCCGAAGUCAUUCCCGGCGCGUCACCGUAAUUCCCACCGGAAAACCGCCAUCUUCUAGAUUCUCUCACACACUAUUGGCACGUGCAUUUGGUGAGGAGAUGAUGCCAUGUGGGCUCGUGAUGACGUUUGCCGUCCCCUCUCCUUUAUUACGCUUUUCAUUGCAUCCUCUCUCUCUCUCUCUCUCUCUCUCUCUCUCUCUCUCUCUCUCUCUCUUGGCUCUGUUUUGUAAACCCUUUUGUUCUUUCUCGAUAUAUAUAUAUAUAUAUAUAUGUUAUGCUUUUGGUGUGGCCCAAAUCUUCCGAUUUAUGAAGUCUAUUAUUGAACUUUGGCCUCAUUCGCAGUUGUAAAUCUUAUACUAAUUAAAAGCGAAAUUAAUUGCUAGGAGUGUGUGUGUAUAUAUAUCGUUUAUCAGUUGGGUGUAUAUUCGUUGUGUAAUGUAAAUGAGGUUGACGUUUGACUAAUCCG
Messenger RNA from Tarenaya hassleriana, 981 nucleotides. RefSeq lists its product as uncharacterized. Bases 71 to 574 code for a protein of 167 amino acids. NCBI's taxonomy places the organism in Eukaryota, Viridiplantae, Streptophyta, Magnoliopsida, Brassicales, Cleomaceae. The transcript has 4 exons. The record is from RefSeq and is a predicted model, not a curated record.